AUGCCUCUAGGUCAGAUGAGUGAGCUCUGCAAGCGUGAGGAAGACUGUGAGGACCCAAGAGAGGCCCAGGGCCUGGUGGAUGCACAGCUGUCUGGAGCUGAGGAGGAGGAGGCCACAUCCCCCUCCUCCUCCCUCUCCUCUUCCCCCUCUGUCCUGUUCCUGGGCACGCUGGAGGAAGUGGCUGCUGCUGCAACCUCGAGUCCUCCCCAGAGUGCCUGGCCCUCCCGCACUGCCAUGGCAGCCGCUCCAUGGAGCCAAUCCAAAGAAGAGGGCUCCAGCAACCAAGAUGAUGAGGGGCCAAGCGCCUGAGAGGACCCGGAAGAUGCUGAGUCCUCACCCCAAGAAGCACUGCAUUUGAAGAUGGCUGACCCGGUGGGGUUACUGCUCCUCAAGUAGCGUACAAAGGAGCCUACCACAAAGGCGGAAAUGCUGACUCUGGUCAUCAGAGAUUACCAGGAUCACUUCCCUGUGAUCUUCAGCCAAGCCUCUGAGUGCAUGCAGCGGGUCUUUGGCAUUGACGUGAAGGAAGUGGACCCCAGCGACCACUCCUAUGUCCUGGUCACCACCCUGGGCCUCACCUACGAAGGGAUGCUGAGCGGUGAGCAGAGCAUGCCCAGGACCGGCCUCCUGGUGAUGCUCCUGGGCAUGAUCCUCCUGGAGGGCGACUGCGCCCCUGAGGAGGACGUCUGGGAAGCGCUGAGUGUCAUGGGGGUGUGUGCCGGGAUGGAGCACUUCAUCUACGGGGAGCCCAGGGAGCUCCUCACCAAAAUUUGGGUGCAGGAACAGUACAUGGAGUACCGGCAGGUACCCGACAGCGAUCCUGCACACUACGAGUUCCUGUGGGGUCUCAGGGCCCACGCUGAAACCAGCAAGAUGAAAGUCCUGGAGUAUUUGCUCAGGGUCCAUAGCAGGGAUCCAGGUUCCUUCCUCCACCUGUCCGAAGAGGCUGUGAGGGAUGAGGAAGAGGGAUCUUGAGCCAGAGUUGCAGCCAGGCACAGUCCAGGCCCACGUCCAGCAGCUUCUCCUGGCGGGCAUGAAGAACAGUACAUGGAGUACCGGCAGGUACCCGACAGCGAUCCUGCACACUACGAGUUCCUGUGGGGUCUCAGGGCCCACGCUGAAACCAGCAAGAUGAAAGUCCUGGAGUAUUUGCUCAGGGUCCAUAGCAGGGAUCCAGGUUCCUUCCUCCACCUGUCCGAAGAGGCUGUGAGGGAUGAGGAAGAGGGAUCUUGA
This is a messenger RNA of Ceratotherium simum simum (southern white rhinoceros), 1233 nucleotides long. NCBI's taxonomy places the organism in Eukaryota, Metazoa, Chordata, Mammalia, Perissodactyla, Rhinocerotidae. The record is from RefSeq and is a predicted model, not a curated record.